Messenger RNA from Cavenderia fasciculata, 1278 nucleotides. Its product is annotated as putative amino oxidase. Gene Ontology annotation, molecular function: oxidoreductase activity. The transcript is spliced from 3 exons. The record is from RefSeq and is a predicted model, not a curated record. Bases 1 to 1278 code for a protein of 425 amino acids. NCBI's taxonomy places the organism in Eukaryota, Evosea, Eumycetozoa, Acytosteliales, Cavenderiaceae.
AUGGGAAAGAUAUAUGAUACAUUAAUCAUUGGUUCAGGGGUCAGUGGAUUGUACAGUGCAAAGUUACUAAAAGAGAAGGGAUUCAGAGUAGCUGUACUCGAAGCAGACUCUAUCGUCGGUGGCAGAACUAGACAAAACACAACAUUUACUCAAUGGCCUGUAGAGUUGGGUGGUGAAAUGAUCCAUGGUCAAGAUACUCUCUACUAUGAACUCGCUAAACAAAAUGGUUGGGAAAUAUUUGAAGUAUUUGAAGAAGAUUUAUUUACAUCGAAAAGAAAGAGUACCUAUUUCUACCUUGGAAGGGAAAGAAAGUUGGUUGGGCCAGAUCAAGUUGACAAGGACAUGGAAAAGUUGUUUGGUGAAUUAACCUCUCUAUCAGAGGUACCUAAUCCACCAAAGAAUGAAAACCUAUUACAACAUCUUGUUAGUAGAGGUGUCCCCUUUAGAAUGCUUGGUUUGGCUGAUGCUGUCUAUUCAAAGACUUGGGGUACCAACCUUGAUAGAAUUGGUUUAAAGCAAGCAGGAAUUGAAGAUAAAAAGUAUCACAAGAUACCAAAGAAUUUCAAGUUACAAGGAUCAUCCAAAGUAUUGGUAGAAUGGUUAUCAAAUGGAUUGGAUAUACAUACUAAUAGUAAGGUGGUCAUGAUUGAUUCAUCUAAUCAAGAUUCAUUGACUCGUGUAGAAUUGCAAAAUGGAGAGACUAUUCUUGCUAAAAAGGUUAUUGUCACUGUACCACUUGCCAUUCUUAAGCGUGGUGAUAUCAAGUUUGAACCAUCUCUACCAAAGGAGAAACAAGAGGCUAUUCGUAUCAUGCAAAUGGACGGUGGUAUGAAGAUUAUUGCCAAGUUUAGUCACAAGUUUUGGACACAUACAACCAGAGUAUCUCCAGGCACCAAUGUAGAGUUGGUAUUGUGUGGUGACAGCACCGUACCACAAAUCUGGAUGGAUGGUGCACCAUGUCGUCAUGUUCCCAAGGGAGAGCAACCAGAAUACGUAUGUGUUGGUUUCAUCACUGGCGAUCAAGCCAUCUCCUUUGCUGCAUUGUCAGAGAAACAACAAAUCCGUGUCUUCCUCGAACAGUUGGAUGCAAUGUUUGGUGAUGUCACCAACCAAUUCACACCAGCCUCCAAAUGCUACAUUUCACACAUUGUAUUUGAUUGGCAAAAGCAACCAUUUGUAAGUGGUGCCUAUGCAUUCCCAUGUACCAUUCCAAAAGAUUCUUUUAUUGAUUCUUCUCCAAAUAUCAUUUUAUCAAAUGUAAUUAUACAGAAUAUAUAA